AUGUAAAAGUCAAAACAAAUGUAACUAUUGGAGAUAUGGUUGCAGCUACUUUGUUACAUUACAAUGAAACACACAGAGCUAUUAUAUUAGAUAUGAGUUCAAAACAUCCUUUUGAAAAUUAUUUAUGUUAUUUUAUUGAUAUCGGCUGUAAAGAAUAUGUUAACACAAAUCAUAUAUUUUAUGUACUAGAAGAAAUUAAAAAUGUUCCUUAUUUAGCUCAUAGAGUGGAUUUGAAACACAUUCCACUGCAUAAUACUAUGCUGUUGAAGUAUUUAAAGAACUAUUAUGAUAAAUUGUAUUUACAACCAUUAUUAAUAGAGUACGAUGAAAGUGAUUCCAGUGGACCCAUCAAAGCUAUAUUAAAAAGAAAAUCAAAUAAUAUGGAUAUAUAUUUAGAUAUAAAACAAUUUUUACAUAAGAAAUUAUCAAGUUUUAAUUCAUCAAAUAAUAAAGGAAGUGAAUUAAAAAUUACUGACUACUUGAAGUACAAUGAUUUGCUCAAAAAUGGAACAGUAGUAUUAAUUACUCACUUUUGUUCUAUACAUCAAAUUUAUAUCCGUAUUAACACAUCUGAAUUAACAGAAUACUAUAAUAAUUUAAUCACAGAAGUUAAUCAGUUCUAUGCCAAAUUAAAAAAUGUGAAUCACAAAAUAAUGACUCCAAAAAUUGGUGACAAGGUUGCUGUAAAAUCUGUAUCCAAGAAUAAAUUUGCACGUGCAAUUAUUUCUAAAAAAGUUAAUGACACAACUUAUUCUGUACACUUUCUCGACUACGGUGAUAAGGAGUAUGUGAAAGCAAUCAACAUUUUUCAGUUGCCUUAUAAUUUAAGACAUUUGCCACAGUCAGUGAUUAAAAUUGGUUUAAAUAUUGUAAUGCCAAUGAAUAAAAUUAAACAUCUUCCUAAAUACUUCAAUCAAUUAAUUCAAUUAUCAGUUCCAUUAAUUGCGGAGUUUGAUGAAGAAGAUCCAUUAGGGUUUCAAAAGAUURUUUUAAGAAAGGAGCUUGAUGGCGUUAAUAUUCAUGAAGAUAUUCAGAAAUUAUCUGACCCAUUAUAAAUAAGUGCUGAUAAUUUUCUUUAAAAUUAAAUAUGAAUAGUAUUUAUA
Diuraphis noxia (Russian wheat aphid) is the source of this 1103-nucleotide messenger RNA. RefSeq lists its product as uncharacterized. NCBI's taxonomy places the organism in Eukaryota, Metazoa, Arthropoda, Insecta, Hemiptera, Aphididae. The record is from RefSeq and is a predicted model, not a curated record.